GCCUUGUGCCCUGGGAGAGGGAAGGGCUGAGUAGAAAGAAGCCUGCUGCCCACCAAGAGGGGCAGGGAACACAGAGAAAGGACCUAGCAAACCUGGACUCUACCCACAAGGACCAAGAUGAACAUCAAACAGCUAAAGAAGCCGGAGAUUCGGGAAAAGGUGCUCACCAUAGACACCAUGAACCCAUUUGUGAAAAACAUCGAGUAUGCUGUGCGAGGGCCCAUCUUGCUGCGGGCUAUGGAGCUGGAGAGAGAGUUGAAGCAGGGUGUGAAGAAGCCCUUCACAGAGAUUAUCCGGGCCAAUAUUGGAGAUGCCCAGGCUAUGGGCCAGAAACCAAUCACUUUCUUGCGCCAGGUCCUGGCCCUCUGCCUAUACCCAGAUCUCCUGAGCAACUCAUCCUUCCCAGAAGAUGCCAAGAAACGGGCGGAGAGGAUUUUGCAGGCUUGUGAGGGUCACAGUGUAGGGGCUUAUAGUGCCAGCUCUGGCAUCCAUGUGAUCCGAGAGGAUGUGGCGAGAUACAUUGAGCAGCGUGAUGGAGGCAUUGCUUCUAACCCUGAGAACAUUUUCCUGUCCACAGGGGCCAGUCAAGCCAUUGUGACGGUGCUGAAGCUGCUGGUGUCAUCCCAGGGGAGGACCAGGACAGGGGUCAUGAUUCCCAUUCCUCAGUACCCAUUGUAUUCAGCCACCCUGGCUGAUCUCAAUGCUGUACAGAUCAACUACUACUUGGAUGAGGAGCAUCAGUGGGCACUGGAUAUGGCCGAGUUGAAGCGGGCACUAGAACAGGCCAGAAACUCCUGUGAGCCCCGAGUCCUGUGUGUCAUCAAUCCAGGCAACCCCACAGGGCAGGUCCUGAGCCGUGAGAACAUUGAAAGUGUCAUCCGAUUUGCCUACGAGGAGCAUCUCUUCCUGCUGGCUGAUGAGGUUUACCAGGACAACGUGUAUGCUGAGGGAUCCAAGUUUCACUCGUUCAAGAAGGUGCUGAUGGAGAUGGGAUCACCCUUUUCUGAACAGCUAGAGCUCGCUUCCUUCCACUCCUGCUCUAAAGGCUACAUGGGCGAGUGUGGGUUCCGGGGGGGCUACACAGAAGUGGUGAACAUGGACCCUGCAGUACAGCAGCAGAUGUUAAAGUUGAUGUCAGUCAUGUUGUGCCCCCCAGUACCAGGGCAAGCUCUCAUGAACAUGGUAGUGAAUCCCCCUCAACCUGGGGAGCCCUCUUAUCAGCAAUUCCAAAAGGAGAAGAAGACUGUGCUGGCAGAUCUGAUGGAGAAAGCCCUGCUCACGGAAAAGACUUUCAACCAGCAACCUGGCAUCCGAUGUAACCCAGUGCAAGGGGCUAUGUACUCUUUUCCCCAAAUCCAGCUACCCCCUAAAGCACUGGAGCGUGCAAAGGAGCUGGGUCAGUCUCCUGACAUGUUCUUCUGUAUGCAACUCCUAGAGGAGACUGGUAUCUGUGUGGUGCCUGGCAGUGGCUUUGGCCAGAAGGAGGGUACCUACCAUUUCAGGAUGACCCUUCUUCCCCCUGUGGAGAAGCUGAAGAUGCUUCUAGACAAACUGAGCCAAUUUUAUGUCAAGUUUACUCAGGAGUAUUCCUAAGGGACAAUGAUUGAAGGGAGAAUUGGGAAGGAGGACUUCCUCUGCUCUUCUGUCAUCUGGUCCUUCUCUGGAAAAAGGUCUUGACCUCCAACCUAUCUGUGAUUCCCUCCUUUUCCUGUAUUCCCUAUCCCCUCCUUGGGGGCUGUUGGAACAGGGUGGUGGAGAGGGAUGUGAUCCCCAGCAUCUCUGAGGAUCCCAAGUGAGACCCAUAGGGAUCCAUGGGAGGUACCAGGGCUGAGAGCCUGGGCCCUGGACCCCUCUUAUAGGGCAUCCUAAUAAAGACACUUAUGAUGUUUUUGUGCCCCUUCUUCUUAUAGAAAACAAUAAAGGGAUAUGUGAC
Messenger RNA from Gracilinanus agilis (Agile Gracile Mouse Opossum), 1933 nucleotides. It is a transcript of the gene GPT, whose product is annotated as glutamic--pyruvic transaminase. The record is from RefSeq and is a predicted model, not a curated record. Gene Ontology annotation, biological process: biosynthetic process. Gene Ontology annotation, molecular function: pyridoxal phosphate binding; L-alanine:2-oxoglutarate transaminase activity. Bases 118 to 1593 code for a protein of 491 amino acids. The transcript has 13 exons. Lineage: Eukaryota; Metazoa; Chordata; Mammalia; Didelphimorphia; Didelphidae.